AUGGCGUGGCUUCGUUCGAAGAAAAUAAGAGUGAGUGAAUUUCUCUCGGACCGGGAGGCGGGAAAUCGGCAGCAGCUUCUCUCGUUACGUAUGAUCCUGUUCAUUUUCGGAAUCUUUUAUGGGUGGCCUCCCGAGAAUAUGGACAAGGACGCUGCCUGGUGGUAUCGUCUGAAGGGGAUUAUGUUUCGUGUUUUCUUCAUUUAUCUCUGCACGGCGUCGCAAGUGGCUUACAACUUUACUGUAACAACGCGCGAGGAGCUGUUUGCGAGCAUGUUCAUUCUGUUGACCCAACUGGUGAUGAUUUUCAAGAUGGAAUUUUUCUACAAAAACAUGAAUAAAAUUCAAUCCUUCGUCCGAAGACUGGAUGGUGAACUGUACGAGGCCCGUAAUGCAGAGGAGCGAGUACCUUUACAAAGCGCCCGCAAAAAGACGACUGUCUUCUGGAUUUUGUAUAUUAUUUUUUCCGACGGCUUAACUGCUAUGUGGACGAUCUCAUCAUUUUUCGUAGGCGUAACGUUAGUUCCUUCUUGGCCUCCAGUUGAUCAACAUUCGCCUUACUGGCAAUACAUGCUGGUGCUCACUUACCAGUUCGUAUCGAUAAUUUUAAAUGCUGCAUUUAACAUUUCAUGGGAUUCACUCGUAGCUGCAUUGCUAGCGUCUGUAAACGCACAUUUGCAACGCUUGCAAAUCCAGCUCAUGAAGGUUGGACACGAAAGUGACAUUAAACAGCCGCACGAUAAGCCAAACAUCAUCGAUGUGAGCCCAGCUGCUGAUCAGAAGGACAAAGUGCAGAUAAAUUCAAGCAAAGACGACGUUUACGACGAGCUGUUACGUUGUAUCAUCUUUCAUCAGGAGCUUACCAGCUUCCUUCGAGAGAUGAUGGAUCUUUUUGGUGGACCUAUGCUGGCACAGUUGUACUGUUCUAUUUUCAUUAUUUGCAUCACGGAGUUUCGAUUGCUCAUCGAUAUCAACUCGUUGGAUGACACAAUUCGCGCAGGAAGCUAUCUGAUUUGCUUGAUAAUACAGGUGGUGCAAUACUGUUACUUCGGCAAUGAGGUAAACUACACGUCAGAAAAAGUGCAUGAAGCGACAGCAUUUAUGAACUACCCGGAUAUGAACAUCAAAACCCGGAAGCUUUUGAUUGCGUUUCAACUGAAUACAUCAAAAGGGAUUAAUUGUUGCGCCAAAAGGAUCUUCAAAAUGGAAUUGAGCAUGGCAACUUUUGUCACGUCAAUGACGGAUUAA
Molecule: messenger RNA, 1245 nt
Organism: Anopheles nili
Lineage: Eukaryota; Metazoa; Arthropoda; Insecta; Diptera; Culicidae
Product: odorant receptor Or1-like
Exons: 9
Coding region: 1-1245 (414 amino acids)
Biological process (GO): sensory perception of smell; detection of chemical stimulus involved in sensory perception of smell
Cellular component (GO): plasma membrane
Molecular function (GO): olfactory receptor activity; odorant binding
Source: RefSeq, a predicted model, not a curated record